AUGCAGAUUGUCGGGCGUCCCCCGUUGGCCCCAUGCUCAUCUUGCAGAAAGGGCAAUGGGCCCUGGGCAAAAUUUCUGACCUUCCCACUGUUCGGAGGUCAGCCAUCUGCUUGUGGCAAUUGCCACUGGGGAGGGGAGGACAAGAGAUACGAUUUCUACCGAGAGCCCGUCGCCGAUGAUGAUGCUGUUUCUCGCGGUCAUCGACGCACCUCUUCGAUGCAGGAACGCGUCGACAAGGCAGUUCUGGAGGAUUGA
Messenger RNA from Penicillium cosmopolitanum, 255 nucleotides. RefSeq names its product DUF3716 domain-containing protein. Bases 1 to 255 code for a protein of 84 amino acids. The transcript has a single exon. The record is from RefSeq and is a predicted model, not a curated record. Lineage: Eukaryota; Fungi; Ascomycota; Eurotiomycetes; Eurotiales; Aspergillaceae.